Messenger RNA from Caenorhabditis remanei, 483 nucleotides. RefSeq lists its product as uncharacterized. NCBI's taxonomy places the organism in Eukaryota, Metazoa, Nematoda, Chromadorea, Rhabditida, Rhabditidae. The transcript has 2 exons. Gene Ontology annotation, cellular component: cytoplasm. Gene Ontology annotation, biological process: protein transport. The coding region runs from base 1 to 483 and encodes 160 amino acids. The record is from RefSeq and is a predicted model, not a curated record.
AUGUUCGCCAACAUCUCUCAAUCUUGCAUUCACUACGACUGUCCUCACUACUUCCCUGGAGACAUCGUCACCGGAACAAUCGUUCUCCAUUUCGAGAAAGACCUGAGAGCUAGCCGCUUGAAAAUCUCGUGGAGAGGAGAUGUGCUGGCUACUCAUAUUCGUGGAGACAAUGGAGAGCAUCACAAGUCAUUUUCGUACUUCUCGGAUCAUACGAUUGCGUGGAGAGCAGAUAAUGGAUUGAACAAACUGCCCGCUGGUCACCACCGCUUCCCAUUUUCCUUCCAACUCCCCGAGAAGCUUUUACCAUCAUACUCUCCAAAACCACCAGCCACUGGAUAUGUCCGCUAUUUUGUCUCCGUGAAGAUUGUAAGACCAAUGAGAAUCAACUAUUUCGUCCGAAAGAACUUUUUGGUGGCAAAACAAUCGGAACUCCCGUCGUAUUCCAGCUUCGAUCGUAUGCCACCACCGAACUAUGAGGAGUGA